Paraglomus brasilianum is the source of this 4119-nucleotide messenger RNA. The record is from the annotation of a GenBank genome assembly. Lineage: Eukaryota; Fungi; Glomeromycota; Glomeromycetes; Paraglomerales; Paraglomeraceae.
AUGGCUUCUAUUAGUCCUGAGAUUUUCGAACAAACACCAACCCUAAUUAAUACCAUCAAGACGGCUAUAAGUGACUAUGCAUGGGAACAUAUUUUCCGCGAAUUUUUACAAAAUGCCGACGAUGCAGGAGCUCGCAGAUAUAGUGUAAUAAUCGAUGAACGUUGUCACCGAGGCGAGACUGGGGAUUUUGCGACAAUGGCACCCUGGCAAGGACCAGCCCUACUGAUUUUUAAUGAUGCCAGUUUUGAACAACGUGAUUUUGAAGGUUUACAGAAACUUGGCGAGGGUGGCAAACGUGAUGAUGAGACUAGAAUUGGGAGAUUUGGCAUAGGAUUCAAUACGUGCUAUAACAUCACGGAUGUCCCUUCUGUUGUGAGUGGUGGUUAUAUCGCUUUCUUUGACCCCCACAGAGACUUUCUCCCAUCAGCAGGACGUGGGCGCCGUGCUGGUGUACGGUACAAGUUUGAUGCAGAUUUUUGCAACCACUAUCCUGCUCAAGCUGCGCCGUACCUUCGUAUAAAGAAUUACACUUGUGACGAAUCCAAAGGCACGCUUUUUCGAUUACCAUUACGCUCUGAAGAACUCGUGAAAAAAAGCAAGAUUAAACAACUUCGGAUCACACCGGAAGAUCUUCGCAAAUCCUUGGAAAGCAUGAAAGGGAAUGCCCAGAAGUAUCUACUAUUUUUAAGGAACGUUGAGGAAUUCGAGGUGUUAACAAUUGAUGCAGGCGUUACGGAAGAUACCCCGUCGCCCAAAUUAAUGUGGAAAGCAAGAAUCGUAAACAUGGAUGAAUCAAUUCAGAGGAUGCGUAGUAGCACUGAAUACGGAUAUCGUCAGUACCCUUUAUCGAUUGAAGUGACCAGCGGCUAUCCUUAUAAAAAACCUACGACCGCUAAUUAUCACUGCUCCAUUGGAUGCCAGACCGAAUUAAAAAAACUAAUGAAUUAUAAUAGGAAGAUGUCUUCUGGGGGCGUUGCCGUUCGCUUAGAUCGUAAGGAAGAGGGCAACAUAUUUUGCUACUUUCCGUUACCGAUAAAGACUGGAAUGUCUGUCCAUAUCCAUGGCUUGUGGGAAACAUCGUCGGAUCGAAUGAGCAUUCUGUUGACAAAUGCUAAACAGUCUGAUACAGAUAGCGCGAAAUUGGGUUGGAAUAGACACAUACUUUGGGAUGUGUUACCAAAAGUGCACGUGGAACUCUUGAAAGCACUAAACAGCCGCAAAGAAUUUGAAGCUCGAAAUGAUGGUGAAUGUCCAAUUGAAGUGUGUUGGCCAUUGUCCAGCCAUGAACUCUUUAAGAAAUACGGCGAGAACGUUUUGAAAGAACUUCCACUCGACUAUCCAUUUUUCAGAUCAAAUGGUAAAUGGGUCUCCAUUGAGGAAAGUAUUUUCUGUGAUGAUGCAGCUGUCACAAAAGCCUUCGUGCGUUAUGGUGAUCUUGCAGUGUACUUACCUUACAACAAGAUCGAAAAUUUAAAGAAAAUAGGGAAACUAAAGAAACAGCAUCUAGUUACAAAUGAAAGAGCAAGGGAUAAAUUGAGAAACAAACCGUUGGCUAGCUUCUUAGACCAAGACGAAUGCUGCGAUAUUCUCCAGUUCAUGGUAGAAGACGAAGGAUAUCAGGACUUAUCUGGUAUUCAACUAUUACCUUUGAAAGAUGGUACCAUGGCCGAAUUUGGCAGCUCGACAGAUUUACUGCAUUAUUAUAUUGCGUCAGAGGAUGAUUUAGAACUAUUUCCUAACUUUGAUGAGUCUCGACUUGUUGAUACAGCUAACGCGCUUUAUGAUGACGUCAUUCGUGAUCAAAUGGAUGAUUUUCAAGAUUGGACAAGCGUGAGGCAGUUUAAUGGGAAUGCGGUAUACUUGUAUCUGCAGAGACAUCUACCUCGUUCAAUAAUCAAUGAAUGGAAUCCCGACAAAGGGGCUCCAGGCAAGACAUGGUUGACAAAAUCAUGUCUCGACAGAAUAUGGGAGUUGUUGAUUGAAUCCAAUGUAAACGUGUCCAUGUUUAAAAACUAUCCUAUCCUGGAUAUUUCCGGCCAUUCAUGUCUAGUCCCGCUGGAAAGGCAGAUUCCUGUCCUCGUGAGCCAAUUAACUGCGGAUAAUAAGCUGCCAAUUGCAUUAAGUAAGCUAGGCGUUCUGUUUACAGAUAGAUCAUCUUACACGGACAAUAGCGAAGUGAGUCAGUAUAUAUACGAAUGGUCGGCCGUGAACGUACUUAUGAUAUUGCAGAAAGUUUGGUUAGCUCAAAACAGACCAAAGGAUUUCUUAAAACUUUGGUCCCCCCCAGAGGUUGGUGCUUUGAAAGCAUUUAUUCGACGUUAUUGGUCUGAGAUAUGUUGUGAGAAAACCGUAUAUGAAACACUUCUUAAGAAUCUUCGUAUAUGGCCAAUACGAACUCAGUCUAGCGAAAAGGUGUUUGUGACCCCUUCCGAAGGUAAUAUUAUCCUCGAAAAGAACAUAUUUCAGUACUCUUCUCCUCGAUAUCCAAAAAUAUUUACAACUGAGGAUCAGAGGGACCAUAAUAUUCUACGCGCUCUGGGUGCCAGCUCUAUUAGCGCCUAUGAUUAUCUAGUAAGAGGUGGAAUAAUCGAACAUGCUCUUGAUGCAGACCUCGACGAAUAUGUACGGUUCUUAGAAUCCAUAUUAAGAUUAAAUGAUGAUUCGAUCCUUGAGUACCUAAGAAACAGAAAAACGAUUCCAAACCAAGAAGGCAAUCUGGUUAAACCAUCGAAUCUUUAUCACGGGAAUGUAGAACUAUUUCGUAUAGUCUUUGGUAAUGCACCAGAUAAGUUGAUAAGUACAAGCUUCAAAGGGAAUAACGCCUCUAUGCAAAAUCUACAGAAAAUUGGUGUCAAUACAUCGGUUGACACAAACAAUUUUAUCAAGUGUGCUGAGUACAUUGCCGAGCAAGUGAAAUGGACGACCGAGUUUGAGAACGAAUCCACCAUUCAUCUUCGUGGUCCUGCAUUCGUUGCUUUGAACUUUUUGUAUAAUAAUUUCUCCUGCUUGAGCUUCAAUGAUGAGCAGUGGGCAUGCCUCGAAUUGAUUGAAUUCGUCCCCGUUGUACCAGUUAUGGUAAAUGGUCGGAGACAAAAUUGUUGCCCUAUGCCUCCUAGUGGAUUUGGAGCAUUCAAAAAACUCUGUCUGCCAGAGUACAGUGAUAUUACAUGGACACAGCUACCAAUUAUCGACUAUAAUAUCAUUCCAAAAGGAGAAAUAACGAGAAAAUAUCCUCACAUUGGGGCGCCAACGGCCGAAAAUGUUCUAAGGCAUUUGAAACAAAUUUCUGUUAAACUGAAUGAAUUGGUAGACCGGAGAGACACAUAUCGUAUUGUUAGAAAGAUCUACGAAGUCCUGGAUAAAACUGUUCAAUAUAGCGAUUCGACCAUUGGGAGAUGGCUGAAAAUGGCAGGUACUAUUUUUUUAAAUAUAAAUGAGGAUGAAGAUCCAUUCGACCGUAAGAACUGGAAAUCGUAUUCACAAUUGAAGUUCGGGGCAACGAAACAAGAAAAUGAUUUCAUAAAAGAAAUCCUUCAACCAUAUCCGGAAUUACUUAAAGCUGCGGGAGUCAAAAAUGUACGACUGGAACACCUUCCCGAACCCGAAGACAAGCAGACGAGUGCAUUUCUCGCCGGCAUUUUGAACCUUCUCUCGGAACUCCCGGAUGUACACGAUACUGUCUUUGAUGUCAAAGGCGAAAAAUUUUAUGCUAAUAGAUAUGUGCUAGCAGCUAACGGAGGAGUGUUCAAAAAAUCUCUCUCAAAUACUCGCUUCAAAGAGUCCACUCCGUCUGACCCAGCUGUUCAUAAAAUUUCGGAAAUGGAGCCACGAUCGUUCGAGGUAUUUCUGAGUUUUCUAUAUGGAAACAUGAUAGAUGUUGCGAUCCAUUCGAAGCGGAUUGCUGCCGAAGAGAGCGAACGGGUGCGAUUAUAUUUAGAUCUUCUAUGGGCAUCCAAUUAUUACGAAUUAAUUGAUUUACGUGAUAUAGUGGAAUGUAGACUGUCACGUUAUUUAACGCGCACAAACGUCAAGAAUAUCAAGGAGUAUGCUGACAAAUACGAGGGAAAGCAGUUGGCGAAAGUUUGUGCUAAUUAUAUAAAAACAAACUGCCAAAGUUAG